CGGCGCUGCUGGCUUCUUUAAGCCAGAAUUAAUAUUGAUAGAAUGAAAAAAUUUAAGAGGAGACUUUCGCUAACCUUGCGUGGAAGCCAGACCAUUGAUGAAUCGCUGUCUGAGCUAGCAGAACAAAUGACCAUUGAAGAAAACAGCAGCAAAGAUAACGAGCCCAUUGUGAAGAAUGGCAGGCCUCCAACGUCUCACAGCAUGCACUCAUUCCUCCACCAGUACACGGGAUCUUUCAAGAAGCCCCCUUUGCGGAGACCGCAUAGCGUCAUAGGGGGAAGCCUCGGCUCUUUCAUGGCAAUGCCUAGAAAUGGGAGCAGAUUAGAUAUUGUUCAUGAAAAUCUGAAAAUGGGAUCGGAUGGUGAAAGUGACCAAGCUUCUGGAACAUCAUCCGAUGAAGUUCAGUCUCCCACAGGUGUUUGUCUCAGAAACCGGAUACACAGGCGAAUCUCUAUGGAGGAUCUGAACAAGCGUUUGUCGCUGCCUGCUGACAUCAGGAUACCUGACGGCUACCUGGAAAAGCUGCAGAUUAACAGCCCGCCGUUCGACCAGCCGAUGAGCCGGCGCUCUCGUAGAGCAUCUCUGUCCGAAAUUGGUUUUGGAAAAAUGGAGACCUAUAUCAAGCUAGAAAAGCUUGGAGAGGGUACUUAUGCAACAGUUUAUAAGGGAAGAAGUAAAUUGACAGAGAACCUGGUAGCACUGAAAGAAAUCCGUCUGGAACAUGAAGAGGGAGCACCAUGCACAGCCAUAAGAGAAGUGUCAUUAUUGAAAGAUCUGAAACAUGCCAAUAUUGUUACGUUACAUGAUAUCGUUCACACGGAGAAGUCUUUGACUCUUGUUUUUGAAUACCUGGAUAAGGAUCUGAAGCAGUACAUGGAUGACUGUGGUAACAUCAUGAGUAUGCACAAUGUAAAGCUAUUUUUGUACCAGAUUCUUCGUGGUUUGGCAUACUGUCAUAGGAGAAAGGUGUUACAUCGAGAUCUGAAGCCACAAAAUCUACUAAUUAAUGAAAAAGGAGAACUGAAGCUAGCAGAUUUUGGGCUGGCGAGGGCAAAGUCUGUUCCUACAAAGACCUAUUCCAAUGAAGUUGUCACGUUGUGGUACAGACCGCCUGAUGUUCUCCUGGGAUCCUCAGAGUAUUCAACUCAAAUUGACAUGUGGGGUGUUGGAUGCAUAUUUUUUGAAAUGGCAUCAGGAAGGCCUCUUUUUCCUGGUUCGACUGUUGAAGAUGAACUGCACUUAAUUUUCAGACUUCUGGGAACUCCAUGUCAAGAAACAUGGCCAGGCAUUUCUUCCAGUGAUGAAUUUAGAAACUACAACUUUCCUAAAUAUAAACCACAGCCCCUAAUCAACCAUGCACCAAGGCUAGACACAGAAGGAAUUGAAUUGAUAGCGAAGUUUCUUCAAUAUGAAUCAAAGAAGAGAAUUUCAGCGGAAGAGGCUAUGAAACAUGCAUACUUCAGAAGUCUUGGAACAAGGAUACACACUUUGCCGGAAAGUGUUUCAAUAUUCAGUCUAAAAGAGAUUCAGCUGCAAAAAGACCCUGGCUUUCGAAAUUCCACUUACCCAGAGACAGAAGAACAGGAUGACUAGUGACAAGAGUAUGGGAAUAAUGUCACUUUUUCCCAUCUUGUUGCCCACCCAUUUCUACAUUUUUCACUUGAAAUCAACUGGAAAGAUGCAAGUUUGUACUUGAUAAGAACUCACUAUGCUACAGAACUUCUGAAAUGGGAACUUGGAGAGUUUUUCAGAUCUUAGAUGUUAUCUGUUUACCUGCGAUAGUAAACAUGUUACUACUACGCUUAUGCAUCUCAGUGAGUAUCAUAAGUACACCCUUGGUGAUGGUUACAGUAUUUUUAAGCAUUUGUGUUCACCUUUAUGAACUUAUUUGUUUAGUGCAUCUUAAAGAGACUGUAAAUCUUUAUUGGUAUAUUUUGAAAUGGUCAUGUAAAUCUUUGGCUGGUAUAUCAUGAAAAUAGUCAUAGAUAACUUAAUUUUUUCCUGACAUUCACUGUAAAACAUUCAGGGGUCCUACCAUUUCUGUUCAGGAAAUCUUGUAGUUUAUUGUUAUUUAACAGUAUUAAGUGAAUUUUUGUAUAUUUCAUUUUAACUUUAUUUGUGAAUAGUGAUUGUGGCAUGUUUGGGGGUGUUUUAUUAAUAUUUCAUUGAGACUGGUAAAUUUGAAUUGGGACUUUUUUAUUUUCUGGAAGAGAGAAAUUCAUGUGUAACGGUGACUAUUGGACCACUACUGCUUUUCAGCAUUUGUAAACCGGUUUUACGUUAAAUCUUGUAGACCUAACAAACUGCUGUUAUUUCUAACUGACCGACCUGUAUUAAUAUUGUACUUUUGAAAGUAUAAAUAUUAUGUGGAAUUCCUUGGUUUUGUUUUGAAGUUUAUAACAACAAAGGCCCUGUGCUGUUAAAAAUACAGACUUAGUGAACUUGCA
This is a messenger RNA of Tinamus guttatus (white-throated tinamou), 2447 nucleotides long. The record is from RefSeq and is a predicted model, not a curated record. NCBI's taxonomy places the organism in Eukaryota, Metazoa, Chordata, Aves, Tinamiformes, Tinamidae.